Messenger RNA from Prosopis cineraria, 1430 nucleotides. Its product is annotated as WAT1-related protein At1g25270-like. Lineage: Eukaryota; Viridiplantae; Streptophyta; Magnoliopsida; Fabales; Fabaceae. The transcript is spliced from 7 exons. The record is from RefSeq and is a predicted model, not a curated record. Gene Ontology annotation, molecular function: transmembrane transporter activity. Gene Ontology annotation, cellular component: plasma membrane. The coding region runs from base 157 to 1329 and encodes 390 amino acids.
UAGCCUCCCAAUAAUUAACUUUCAUACAGAUCGCUUCCGGUUGAUUCUGCAGAAGAUUGGAACUUUGAUACAGAUCAUAUUGCUUGGUUAUUUGAGAGUGUCAAUAUAGAUCAAAGUCAUUAUCAUUUAAUAUAAAGGUGUGUGUAAGAGAGAGAAAUGAGAAAUAUGUGGAGAGCAGUGGAUGGGUUGAAACCAGCGUUGAUGAUGUUGAGUGUACAGAUUGCAUUUGCAUCGGUGAAUGUGAUGUACAAGGUUGCCAUUAACCAUGGAAUGAGCGUUAGGGUUCUCACUGCCUAUCGUCUCAUUUUUGCCUCUGCUUUUACCAUUCCUCUUGCUCUUCUUCUUGAAAGGAACAAGGGACCAAAGCUGAGUUGGAGGGUGCUGUUUAUGGCAUUUUUUUGUGGUUUAUUCGGGGGAAGUUUGUUUCAAAACCUUUAUUUUGAAGGCUUGGCUUUAAUAUCUGCAACGUUUGCUUCUGCUGUCUUUAAUCUCAUUCCUGCUGUGACUUUUAUCUUGGCAGCCUGCUGUGGUUAUGAAAAAUUAAAUCUGGGUAAAGCAGCAGGGAAAGCAAAGGUGUUAGGAACAAUAAUAGGAGUAGGAGGGGCAAUGAUGCUGACAUUCAUGAAAGGCAUAGAAAUGAACAUUUGGACAUUUCACAUUCACCUUUUGCGUCACAAUGCUAAUGCAACUUCACAACAUGGAAGCAAAUUGCUUGGUGUUUUCUGUGGCAUUGCUAGCUGCUUCUGCUUUGCCCUUUGGCUCAUCAUUCAGGCAAAGAUGAGUAAAGAAUACCCAAAGCAUCAUUCAAGCACAGCUUUGAUGUCCACAAUGGGAGCAAUUCAAGCCACUGUGUUUGGUCUUUGUAUUGAUAGAGAUUGGAGUCAAUGGAGAUUGCAUUGGAAUGUUAGGCUCCUAACCGCCGUUUAUUCGGGAGUAGUGGCAUCGGGAAUAAUGGUGAUAGUGAUAGCAUGGUGUGUGAAGAUGAGAGGACCAUUGUAUGCUUCAGUGUUCAACCCUCUCAUGCUUGUGCUUGUCGCCAUUGCUGGUUCUCUCAUGUUGGAUGAGAAUCUCUACUUGGGCAGUGUGAUCGGAGCAGUGCUGAUAGUGGUAGGGUUAUAUCUGGUAUUAUGGGGAAAGAGCAAAGAGGCGAAGAAGAUGAAUCAAUUAGUGCCGUCAGAUCAAAUCGCUCAACAAUCUGGAGCCGUUGAGAUUGUCGUUGUAGAUCAUAAUCAAACCAAAACUGAACACCAUCAUGAAGAACUAGCUGAUGAUGAUUCUCACAAUAAGACCAAAGAUGAAGACCUAAAUAGACUCUCUUUACCGAAUUAAUUAGUGUCUUAACCGUUCAUUUAUUGCAUAAUUAACUUUGUAUGCAAUGCAUGAAUUUAGUAAUUUGAAUUGAGAAUAAAUUAAAUAUGUAGCUUAAAUAA